AUGGCCGGUGUACUUCAGGGAGAGAAACAGCUUUUUGAGAAGUUCUGGGAGGGCACGUUCAAAGCCGUGGCCAUGCCGCGACCCGAGAGCAUCAUCGUGGCCAGCAUAACCGCACGGAGAGCCGUGACAAAGUUGGAGACAGCAGUUACACUAGCACCUAAAGAGGACAAGAAUAAAGUGGAAACAAAAGACACAGUUGCAAAAACUCAUGAGAAAAACACACACAUCAAACACAGAGGACGCAAACGUCGCAGCCACCGCAGAGCUUGCAGCGUGUCUUUUGAAGCAGAUCUUUCCCCUCGGCCAGUGUUUAAGGCAAAGAAGAAGAAGAAGAAGUCGGAGAGGAAGAGGAGGAAACAGAGGUCUCCCUCCUGCAGUCUUUCUCCUGUGAGGAAGAAAAAGAAAAAGAAGAGCUCAAAGAAAAGGAAGCAACAUAGGUCUGCCUCAAGGAAGGGGAGGCACAGUGGCUCGAGUCCCAGGCGUAAAAGGAAGGAGGACAAAAAACAUAAAAAGAGGUCAAGGAGCCACUCUCAUCGUAAACAUCGGCACCGGAAAGCAGAAAUUAGGAGUUCCUCCUGCAUGGAAAACAGAUAUAAAGAUUGUGAAAAAGCUGGCUUACACGAUGGUGGGCAUUCAUCAGCUGAUAACAAAGGCCAUGCAUGCAGGUCGGCAAUCAAGCUGACCAAUCAAAUCUCCUCUAAGUGCUGCUGCCACCUCUCUGAAUGCACCGUCUCACUGUCACGUCCUGGGGUUGAGGUUUUAAACAAAAUGGUGAUCGUCCAGGAGUCACUGUCCAAUAAAGGCAAAGGACAUGCAGAAUACGAUUCAGGGAAUGACACUUCCUCUCCGCCAUUAAUUAAAACUGGCAUCACAAGGUCAAAGGUUGCUGGAAAUGGAAAGGUCUCAUGUCAACAGUUGAAAUCUCCAGAGAAGCUCAGACUAAGUGAUGGGGACAAUGCCUCCGAUUCAGGCAAUUCGCUAACCAGCUAUGACUCUCUUGGUAAACCGGUGCUGAGAGAGAAUAACUUACAAAGCUCUAUCUUCAACAAGCUCAAAGGUGCGGAAACAAGCAGAUACUCAGAUUUUGAGAAGACAACUCUGGGUCUUCUUGGCACUGAUAGGAAUCGGAGUCUUUCUUGUGAUAGAUAUCAAAACCGAACAAGACCACGCAGCAGAAGCACAUCAUCCCAAAGCAGAUACUCAGGGCGCUCUUCCAGAAGCCGAUCCCUAUCCUCAGGGAGAAGAUCAUAUUCCCGCUCAUCCAGUUACUCUCUGGAUUCACAGAGAGACAGUCUUUCAAGUGCAAGCAGUUGCCGCAGUCUAAAUUACUCACGGUGCACACAAGACAGGUUCCGGGAGCGAAAAAGAGACUGCAGUUCCUGUGAGAGUAGAAAACACAGCAGGAGAAGACCGUGUUCCCCAAUGAGGAAGAGAAGAAGAGAUUCCCCAAGCCAUCUUGAAGCUCGGAGAAUUACAAGUGCCAGAAAGAGACCUAUCCCAUACUACCGUCCCAGCCCUUCCGUCAGCAGCCGAUCCUCCAGCCUCCUCUCCUGGCGCCUGUUUUCUCUCAGUCGCAGUCGAUCGCGCAGUCGAAGUAAAAGUCGCAGUCGCACUUAUUCUUCAUACAGGAGCUACAGUCGCAGCUCAUCAUGGAACUCUUUAUAUAGCAGAUGCAGUCGCAGUCGUAGCAGAAGCUAUGACUCAAUGGUGAGCUAUAGCAGGGCUCGUCGCUAAUUUAUGGAAGAACCAGAUGCC
This is a messenger RNA of Xyrauchen texanus (razorback sucker), 1755 nucleotides long. It is a transcript of the gene srrm4, whose product is annotated as serine/arginine repetitive matrix 4. The transcript is spliced from 13 exons. The record is from RefSeq and is a predicted model, not a curated record. Gene Ontology annotation, cellular component: nucleus. NCBI's taxonomy places the organism in Eukaryota, Metazoa, Chordata, Actinopteri, Cypriniformes, Catostomidae. Gene Ontology annotation, biological process: mRNA processing; regulation of RNA splicing; neuron maturation. Gene Ontology annotation, molecular function: mRNA binding. Bases 1 to 1734 code for a protein of 577 amino acids.